Auxenochlorella protothecoides is the source of this 273-nucleotide messenger RNA. RefSeq lists its product as hypothetical. The record is from RefSeq and is a predicted model, not a curated record. The coding region runs from base 1 to 273 and encodes 90 amino acids. Lineage: Eukaryota; Viridiplantae; Chlorophyta; Trebouxiophyceae; Chlorellales; Chlorellaceae. The transcript has a single exon.
AUGUUCUCCAUACUUUUCACUAUCCGUUCGAGAAUCGGACCUGCACGCAUGCGAAAAAUGCAUUGCGCAUGCCCUGCAAGGGGGCCAUUGCCCCUCGGUGCAGUCCCAUCUCAUGUUCCUGGUCGGCCCAUCGAGCAUCGCCCAUCCCCUGUAUCAGAGGAGCCAUGUCACUUUGGUUCAACCCCUGAUCCUCAGCUUAUUCUCUUACAACGUGCCAAGGGAUUGGGCCCCAAAGAUAUUGGAACAAAGGCACACAUGAGGCAUUCGGAGUGA